This is a messenger RNA of Sphenostylis stenocarpa, 312 nucleotides long. NCBI's taxonomy places the organism in Eukaryota, Viridiplantae, Streptophyta, Magnoliopsida, Fabales, Fabaceae. The record is from the annotation of a GenBank genome assembly.
AUGAGCUGUUCCUGUUACUACCAAGGCUAUGAUCAUCCUUUCACAUUUCUGCCAGCAGUUGUCACACCAUCUGAAGAUGUGUGCAGGAAUGGCUGGAUGGAUGUUUCUAUGAGUCCAUAUGUGCAUGCCAUGAUGAUUUUUUUGACAUUUUGGAUGGUUUCCUUAGGUGACAGCAUGGCCCCUCUGGAAGAUCCAAAGUUAUUUAAUGGCAUAAAGGGACGAAAUUGUCAUCAUUCUUCAGAGAAAUGCCAAAAGUUCCAAGUCACUUCUCUGUCAAAAUCUACCCAAAGGUGUAAAUAUAUUUUGAGAUAA